AACAAUAAGAAGUGUAGAGUGUACAUAAAAAUUCAAGAGUUCUAGUCCUCCUAGUCUGUGAUGACUGAUGGAGUGCUGUUAGAUCUUUUAACUCUUACCAUUUUAUAUUUUUAAAUAAUUUUUGCAAUCUUAUUAAGAACAGUGCAGAAUAUUGUGCGAUACUAAGUUGCUAACAAUGUCUUAUUCAAAUAAGUAUACAUUAGCGGCGCUCCCUAGAACUCAGCGAGGCACACCACUGGUACUUGGAGGGGAUCCCAAAGGAACUAAUUUCUUGUAUAGUAACGGGAAUUCUGUAAUAAUUCGCAAUAUAGAAAACCCGGCGAUUGCAGAUGUGUAUACCGAGCACUCUUGCCAAGUCAAUGUUGCUAAAUACUCUCCGAGUGGAUUCUAUAUAGCUUCCGGAGACGUAUCCGGCAAAAUUCGUAUUUGGGAUACAGUAAACAAGGAGCAUAUCCUAAAGAAUGAGUUUCAACCAAUUGGAGGUCCCAUCAAGGACAUCGCUUGGAGCUCAGACAACCAGAGGAUGGUUGCCGUUGGCGAGGGUAGAGAGAGAUUCGGUCACGUGUUUAUGGCGGAAACGGGGACAUCGGUAGGUGAGAUCAGCGGCCAAUCAAAAGCCAUCAAUUCGGUCGACUUCCGGCCAGCUCGGCCCUUCCGCAUUGUUACGGCUUCCGAGGACAACACUCUGGGUGUAUUUGAAGGGCCGCCUUUCAAGUUCAGAUGUACAAAACAGGAACACACUCGUUUCGCCCAAGCAGUGCGGUACAGUCCUGAUGGAAAACUGUUUGCCUCAGCUGGCUUUGAUGGCAAGAUCUUCCUCUUUGAUGGACAGACUUCGGAGCUAAAGGGUGAAAUUGGCUCCCCAGCCCACAAGGGUGGUGUAUAUGGAAUAUCCUGGUCUCCUGAUGGUAAGCAGCUGUUAUCCUGCUCUGGAGAUAAGACUUGUGCUAUCUGGGAUGUGGACACCAUGCAAAGGGCUGUUCUCUUCCCCAUGGGCACUGCUGUUGAGAAUCAACAGGUAUCUUGUCUAUGGCAAGGAAAGCAUCUCCUAACUGUCUCCCUCUCUGGGGACAUCAGUUACCUGGACAUUGAGAACCCCGAGACUCCCCUCCGAGUCAUAACAGGGCAUAACAAGCCAAUAACCUGUCUCUGCUUGUCUUUGGACCGCAAGAGGCUGUAUACAGCUAGUCACGAUGGAGCAGUCUCUCAUUGGGAUGUUAGCAAUGGUGUAGGCGGUAAGGUGCGAGGUACCGGCCACGGUAACCAAGUGAAUGGAAUGCGUAUGACGAAUAACGGGGCGUUAUUGACUUGUGGAAUCGAUGAUACGCUGCGUAGGAUUGACGUGCAGGCGGAAGGGGAUUCGCCGUCAUACUCCGACCAAGCAGUGACUCUUGGAGCGCAGCCACGUGCUUUGGAUCAAUUAUUGGACGAUGAUAUAACUAUCGUUGCUACUGUCAAGGAGCUUAUUGUCCUGUCGGGUGGUACAAAGAAAUCGACCGUGCCGAUAAAAUACGAGCCGUCAUGCGUUACAAUCAACCAUCAGACUAAGCAUGUAGCAGUUGGAGGUGAUGAUAGCAAAGUGCAUAUCUACGCUCUGGAGGGAACGAAUUUGUCUCCCAAGACUGAGCUAGUACACCUCGGUGCUGUGAGUGACGCUCGCUAUAGCCCUGACUGCAAGUACCUCGUCGCCUGCGAUGCUAACCGGAAGCUUAUCUUGUAUGAUGAGGAAUAUAAGUUGGCUCAUAAUAAAGAAUGGGGUUUCCAUACGGCCCGUGUCAACUGUGUUUCUUGGAGUCCUGAUAGCUCCAGGGUCGUGUCUGGUUCUUUGGACACUAGUCUUAUUGUAUGGAGCCUCGCGCAACCGAACAAACACUUAACUAUUAAGAAUGCGCAUCCGCAGAGUCAAAUAACAGGCGCGGUUUGGAUUGAUAAUGAGACGAUAGCGUCGGUGGGACAGGAUGCAAACACACGCAUUUGGACCGUACCUAGCGCUUAGUUUUAUAAUGCCACAACGAUAUAUGGUGCGGUUGGUAAAACCAAUGCAUGUUGAUUGUACCGCAACCGGGCCAGAUAAGUAUUUGGCGUCAAUUGUAAGACAGUUAAAAUACUGUAAAACAACGUACAGAGAUGGACUUUGGGAGCCCCAUGCUUGCAUUGAGGGGCCCUGUUAUAUAUCAGUUCUAUCGAGUCCAUUUUUGGAAAUAUUUUUAAGCUUAAUAUUUUUGGUACUUGAACAGAAAAUGGUAAGCAUAUUUAGUGAACUUGCCACAUUUGUUUUCGAAGUAAAUAUUUAAUAUUACGAACAGUACUAAGAUUAUUAAUUUGUAUGUAUUUAUAACAAAGAGUUCUAUCCUUAAAAUAACAAUCGUAUUUAUUUAGCUUCUAAGAUUUUAUAGGAAUACUCUGAAUUGCAUUUCUAAUGAAAUUAUAUUUAUUGCGUUUAUACUUAGAUCUCAAAGAUUACCGGUAACUUAAAAUUACGUUAAAACCUCAUUCAAAUAUUUUUCUUUGCACAAUACUACACGGAACAAUUCUAAAGGAUUAUGACGGAAAUUAAAUUUAUAAGUUACCAGUAGUCUCUUCUACAUAAUAUUGUGGAACUUCAACUAAUCGUGUGGAACGCAUUUUACGCUUUUUUAACUGAUUGCGUUUACAAAAAGUGAACAGUAUUUUUAUACUAGCUAAUUUUCUACAGACUGUCAUUUUGAUGCGUUUUUCUACUAAUGUAAGGCAGAAAUAAAUUGUGUACACUUGUA
Messenger RNA from Pieris brassicae (large cabbage white), 2756 nucleotides. RefSeq names its product actin-interacting protein 1 (gene flr). NCBI's taxonomy places the organism in Eukaryota, Metazoa, Arthropoda, Insecta, Lepidoptera, Pieridae. The record is from RefSeq and is a predicted model, not a curated record. Gene Ontology annotation, biological process: locomotion; actin filament depolymerization; sarcomere organization. Gene Ontology annotation, molecular function: actin filament binding. The transcript is spliced from 13 exons. Gene Ontology annotation, cellular component: cortical actin cytoskeleton. Bases 176 to 1996 code for a protein of 606 amino acids.